AUGACGGCCGCAGCCAUGGCCGUGCAGAAGGGCUCCAGCACCAAAGAAGAGAGGAAGUUAAGGAAACCCCUCAUUGAGCGGAAGCGAAGGGAAAGGAUUAACAACUGCUUAGACCAGCUGAAGGAGACCGUUGUUGGCGCAUUUCACCUGGAUUCCAAACUGGAGAAGGCAGACAUCCUGGAGAUGACCGUGAAGCACCUCCAGAACAUCCAGAACAGCAAGCUCAUGGCUGACUCCAAAGUGGGCCUUGAAGCACAGCAGAGAUACAGCACCGGAUACAUUCAGUGCAUGCACGAGGUUCACAACCUUCUCCUCACCUGCGAGUGGAUGGACAAGACGCUCGGCGCACGACUCUUGAACCACCUGCUGAAAUCCCUACCCAGGUCUGGCGAAGACACCUGCAAAACAGCAUUAAGGUCUUCGAGCCCAUCUCAGCAGCCUGUCCUGACACCCAAACCCCCACCGAGUCCCAAGGGCAAUGCUCCUGGCAGAAGCCCCUUGCAGGAACACUUCUACCUUGCUGAGAACAAGCAGGCUUUGAAAAAUUCCUUCCAGCUGCCACCACCAGCUGUUUUCAGCCAGGUCGAUGCUGUGCCCCCCAGACAGGUCCUGCAGCCAAAUUUUUCCCAUAAUAACCCUAGUAUGGGGUCAUUAGAUAUGUGGAGACCAUGGUAA
This is a messenger RNA of Tinamus guttatus (white-throated tinamou), 675 nucleotides long. The record is from RefSeq and is a predicted model, not a curated record. NCBI's taxonomy places the organism in Eukaryota, Metazoa, Chordata, Aves, Tinamiformes, Tinamidae.